This is a messenger RNA of Magnusiomyces paraingens, 2502 nucleotides long. RefSeq lists its product as uncharacterized. The record is from RefSeq and is a predicted model, not a curated record. The coding region runs from base 1 to 2502 and encodes 833 amino acids. NCBI's taxonomy places the organism in Eukaryota, Fungi, Ascomycota, Dipodascomycetes, Dipodascales, Dipodascaceae. The transcript has a single exon. Gene Ontology annotation, molecular function: zinc ion binding; DNA-binding transcription factor activity, RNA polymerase II-specific; DNA binding. Gene Ontology annotation, biological process: DNA-templated transcription; regulation of DNA-templated transcription.
AUGGAUCGUAAGGACCAGGGCGCUGGUGCUCCAACAAAAGACCCUCCAGCUAACUUUCAACCAAAACCUCUAAGCAAUAGUGAUAGCAAGCAAGGUGUACGAUUACCAGCAAAACGCCGCUCGUACUCUUGCGGUCCAUGCAAAACUCACAAGACAAAAUGCGAUCAAAGUGUCCCAUGCUCUUCAUGUUGUCGAUACCGCCGAGAAGAUCAAUGCCUCAAAGACCCGGCAACACCUUCUGUGACUCGUCCUGUAGUACGGUCCGACAAAGGUUACCGCCAGAUAGAGAUUUCACGCUUUCAACCAGCUAUAGUCACCGCAAGUAAUAAUAAAAUUACAUCGUCAUCUUCAAGCACUAUGACUACAACUUCUACUACCGCUAGUAGCCGCAUUACAAAACCAAUCUUGAAAACACUAUCGACACAAUCAACAGCACGUAUUCUUCAGCUAGAGGCUCGGGUCCGUGAGCUGGAAUCUUUGCUGGCCAAACCAGAUAGGCCCUCUAGUCGGUCGACCCCAGCUGAGCUUGCCAACGACUCUCCCAAAGAUUUCAUAGACAAAUUGUGGCAAAGUGAAGAAGAUAUUCGGAUCUUACUACUACGCCUGCUGCCUCCCCGAAGUCACUGCGAGACAUAUGUUAAAUACUAUUUUGAGCAUGUUGACUACAUUUACCAUCCAUUGCAUAACCGCACUUUCUUGCGUGAACUUAAAUGUUUUUGGAGCCAACCUGCAGAUACCAUUGAUCUUACAUGGGUGGCAAUCCUUUUUAUGGUAAUUUCGUUAGCCGCUCUACAUCUCCCCAAAGCCUUGGCCAAACAACUUAAUGUAGCCGAUGAGACCAUAUCACACGCAGCAGCAAUAUGGUUUCGGGCGUCCCGAAAGGCUCUCCAAACAAACCGAUACGAUGAGAAGCCGACGUUCCGACAAUUGCAAGUUUUUUCUCUAACACAGUUGUAUCUUUACGCAACUAACCAAAUCGAGCUUCUCAAUUCAUUGUUGGCUGAAGCUGUGCGCCACGCACAGUUUCUUGGACUGCACCUGGGAAUCGAAGGCCGGUCGCCAAUAGAAACGGAGCUCCGAAGACAUAUUUGGUGGGAUAUCUGUGGCUGUGAUACUUUUCAGUCCUUGUGUUUAGGCAGACCUACGCUAGUCAAAUCUUGCGAGUCAACUGUACCAUUCCCAAGAAAUCUAAAUGAAGAGGAUGUCGAAAAAAAUGUUCCAGAAUCCCCCCGUGAGAUUCCAACAAUAAUGUCCUUUCAGAUUGAACGACAUCGAGUUAUGAAAAUUCUUAACCGAUUGUGUCCCAAUACUAAUAAUAGUCCACCAUCUUAUGAAGCAGUGUUAGAUACGGACCGCGAAUUAUGCGAGUACGCACAAGGUCUGCCGUGGUUUUUCCAGCCUGCCCCUGAUCCGUCACAGUAUUCGGCUCUUUUGGCCAAAAUGCCUACGAUUGGUUUCCAGCACCAUGUUCUCCACACGUGCAACUGCAUGCAUCGCGUGCGCAUUCACCAGCCAUUCUUGCACCCACGCGUGCCCACAUCCUGGGCUGCAUGUCAUUCAGCGGUCAAGGCCAUGUUUCUUGUGUACCGGAGGCUCUGUGCAUCAUUUCCUGGGGGGGUAUCUGGAAGUUAUUCAUUUAUCCCCCAGAUUCAUCAAUCAUUUUCUGCUGCUGUGGCCCAAGGGUUAUUUUUGUUAGUAGAAAAACCUCCUGACUCAGAUGCUAUUUGUGGUGAUGUGGAAACUUUUGUUACAGAUCUUUACCGUUUGCUAGAAACUUUUUAUGUGGAUAUUCCUAUACUUACCACUGGUAUCAAAACUAUUCGCCAGAUCCGUGAUGCAAUGUCAGUUGAUGGGAAACGGCAGCGUGAACCUUCACCGACAAUUGUAUCUGAGGUUUAUUCUGUGUUUGGUGGUAGAAAGAAUACGGAGAAGUAUUUGGCGCGGUGCACCAUUGACUUUUUAGUGAAUGAUAGUGAUAUGGACAAGCAGCAGCAGCAGCAGCAACAACAACUACAACAACAACAAGAGGAUACAGCUGGCUCUGUGGCCUAUCAACCGUCGCCUACAGGGUCGUCAGUAUCGUCUAUGUCGGUUGGUUCGGUUGUGUCGUCUAUGACGUCAGCAUCUCCGUCGUCGUCGUCGAUGUUUGAUGUCCAAAGUAUGUGGUCGUUGCCAGGAGCUGAUGUCGUGGAGGAAUCAUUAAAGAUAGUUCAUGAGCAGCAUCAACAUUAUCAUCAAAAUAACCAACAGUUGAUGAGACAUGAUUCUGUAGGACUGGUUGCUGGUGUUUCUUCAGGAGUGAGUCUAGGACCAAUACCGGUUAUGGGCGGGUCCCAGGCCGUGUCUCCUGGAGGAGGAGGAGGAGAAGGAGGAGGCUGGACCCCUGGAGUUCAAUCAAUUUCAGGAAUUAAUGUGCCUAUGACUCCUGGUCGACCUCAGAUUGAUUUCUUGCGAUGGGAUCUGAAUGGGUUUGGUGAGUUGGUGAAUUUGGUAGAUAAAUAA